ACUCUUUGAAACGGCCCAUUUCUUUUGAGCGGUCAAACAAUUUGCAAGCUCCAUAAAAUUCCCGCGGUUAGGGCAUUUUGUUUUCGAUUCUUCCGCAGACCCUCCCAUGGAUUCCUCUGCCUCUCCCAACGCGAGAAAGAAGGCUAAGAACCGAUCGCCAGAAAUCAAGUUUCACUUAGACCUUACUCACUGUUCGAGAAACAAAGAUUUAGUUUCGGCAAUAGCCGUCUACGAAGCUGCAGUUUCGGAGAACUUGAAAUUCAAUCAGCAGCACUUCAAUACUCUCCUCUACCUCUGUUCUACCGCAAUUUCUGCCCCGUCGUUGAAAGAAUCCGCGGCCAGUUUUGGGUUUCGUGUUUUUAAUCACUUGCAAUCACUCGGCGUUGCUCCGAAUGAGGCCACAAUCACAGCCGUCGCGAGACUUGCUGCGGCGAAAGGGGACGGCGAUUAUGCGUUUGAGUUGGUGAAGGCCGUUGGGAAGUAUAGUGGUGCGCCCCGGUUGCGCACGUAUGAUCCGGCAUUGUUUUACUUUUGUGAGAAUUUGAAGGUGGAUAAGGCUUAUGAGGUGGAACAAUACAUGGGUUCCACAGAGGUGGUGUUAGAGGAGCCUCAGUUAUCUGCGCUUUUGAAAGUGAGUUCAGAGACAGGGAGAGGGGAUAGAGUAUAUGAGUAUUUGCACAAACUGAGACGUUCUGUUAAGUGUGUAGCUGAGUCCACUGCAAAGGCUAUUGAGGAUUGGUUUUGUAGUGAGAAGGCGUCUGAUGUGGGUGAAUUGAGUUGGGAUUUGGGUCUAAUCCGAGAGGCGAUUUCGAGUAAUGGAGGGGGUUGGCACGAAAAGGGGUGGAUUGGGAAGGGAAAUUGGGCGGUGAGAAGAACAAAUGUUGAUUCCAGUGGCAAAUGCUGCUCUUGUGCUGAGCAAUUGUUCUCUGUUGAUAUUGGUUGUGACGAGACGGAGAAGUUUGCUCAGUCUUUGGCUGAUUUUGCCAUUGAAAGAGAGACUCAGCCGAAUUUUAGAAGCUUUCAGGAGUGGUUGGAAACACAUAAUCAUUGUGGUGCUGUUGUGGAUGGAGCAAAUAUUGGCCUCUACCAGCAAAAUUUUGCAGAUUCAGCUGGAUUUAAUCUUCCUCAGGUUGAUGCUGUUGUCAAAGAAUUAUAUAAGAUGAGCGGAGGGAAAUGGCCAUUAGUUUUCUGGCACCAUAAACGCACCAGGACUCUGUUGGAUAAUUCUUCUCUUAGAAGACAUGUUGAGGAAUGGAUGAACAAAGGUGUUCUGUAUACAACGCCUAUUGGUUCAAACGAUGAUUGGUAUUGGCUGUACGCUGCUGUAAAAUUGAAGCGCUUGCUUGUCACAAAUGAUGAAAUGCGAGAUCAUAUUUUUGAGCUUUUGGGAAGCAACUCAUUUCUCAAGUGGAAAGAGAAACAUCAAAUUCGUUACACUUUUGUUAAAGGUCAACUGAGACUUGAGAUGCCUCCCGUUUACUCUUCAGUAAUUCAGGAAUCAGAAACAGGAUCCUGGCAUGUUCCAAUCGCAGGCAAUGACUCUGAAUCAGAAAGAACUUGGUUGUGCAUUACCAGGCCAGGUCUUUCUGCAGCCUCCGAAAACCUGGUGAAUGCUGAAAGUUCUAAAAAUCGAGAGUCAUGUGCAUCAAUGAGUGUAGCCAAUUAUAAUCAACUGAAUGAUUCGUCCAUGGCACGUAAAAGAAAAGAGAGGCCCCCAUCGACCUCGUAGCUGCAUAUCAUUGCCUUAGAGGCUCUAAACCCAUCUUCACUUGCUUGUUUCUGCAUAUGACAGCCAUCAAUGGCGGCAGGGUCCUCUACAGAACUACCAGGCAAUGAUUCUCUGUAAGUUUUCUGGAUUCUGCUCAGAUUGGUGUUUCGGCAGAAAGCAUGCCUGAUGAUUCUUUGUCCUCAAUUUUUGAUCUGCCUAAAUUGUUGUAUUUAUUUUUCUGGACGAUGACACAAUGUUGUAUCCUAUCUUGUUAGUCACUUUCUUAUUUUUAAGAAAAAAUAUUAUUUUUCCGGCACUGAAAUCUCAGACUUUCUUUCUCCCAACUUUUUCAAGGGAUUA
Molecule: messenger RNA, 2068 nt
Organism: Momordica charantia (bitter melon)
Lineage: Eukaryota; Viridiplantae; Streptophyta; Magnoliopsida; Cucurbitales; Cucurbitaceae
Gene: PRORP2
Product: proteinaceous RNase P 2
Biological process (GO): tRNA 5'-leader removal
Molecular function (GO): protein binding; ribonuclease P activity
Source: RefSeq, a predicted model, not a curated record